AUGGGACAAGGUUCUCCCGGCAGGAUGGGCAAACAGCCCGGGCUCCCGGGCGAUCGCAAGCAGGGAGACGGGAAGAAAGAGAAGAAAUAUGAACCACCCGCCGCCCCUUCCCGUGUCGGCCGGAGGCAGAAGCGGCAGAAGGGCUCCGAGGCGGCGGCGCGGCUCCCCGCCGUGGCGCCGCUCUCAAAGUGCCGCCUUCGCCUGCUCAAGCUCGAACGCGUCAAGGACUACCUCCUCAUGGAAGAGGAGUUCGUCGCCAGCCAGGAGCGCCUGCGCCCCAGCGAAGAUAAGACGGAGGAGGACCGAUCCAAGGUCGACGACCUCCGCGGCACCCCCAUGAGCGUCGGUUCGCUGGAGGAGAUCAUCGACGAGAGCCACGCCAUCGUCUCCUUGUCCGUCGGGCCCGAGUACUACGUCGGGAUACUUUCCUUCGUCGAUAAGGACCAGCUCGAGCCUGGAUGUGCCAUUCUGAUGCACAACAAGGUUCUGUCAGUGGUUGGUAUUUUGCAAGACGAAGUUGAUCCUAUGGUUUCUGUCAUGAAAGUUGAAAAGGCACCUUUGGAGUCUUAUGCUGACAUUGGUGGCUUGGAUGCUCAAAUUCAAGAAAUCAAAAAGCAGAAAACUCUACUCGCAAAGGCUGUUGCCAAUUCCACAUCAGCAACGUUCUUGCGUGUUGUUGGGAGUGAAUUGAUCCAAAAGUACCUCGGUGAUGGUCCCAAGCUUGUUAGAGAAUUGUUCAGGGUGGCUGAUGAUCUUUCUCCUUCAAUUGUCUUUAUUGAUGAGAUUGAUGCAGUUGGGACAAAGAGGUAUGAUGCUCAUUCUGGUGGCGAGCGUGAGAUUCAGAGAACCAUGUUGGAGUUGUUAAAUCAGCUGGAUGGUUUUGAUUCAAGAGGAGAUGUUAAAGUUAUUCUAGCAACAAAUCGCAUUGAAAGUCUUGACCCAGCCUUGCUUCGCCCAGGUCGAAUUGACAGAAAGAUUGAAUUCCCUUUACCUGAUGUCAAGACCAGGCGACGCAUCUUCCAGAUACACACAUCGAAAAUGACACUGGCUGAUGAUGUAAACCUAGAAGAGUUUAUUAUGUCAAAAGAUGAGUUUUCAGGUGCCGACAUCAAGGCCAUUUGUACUGAAGCUGGCUUGCUUGCUUUGAGAGAGCGGCGGAUGAAGGUGACGCAUGCAGACUUCAAGAAGGCCAAAGAAAAGGUCAUGUUCAAGAAGAAGAAAGGCGUGCGGAGGGCCUCUAUAUAUUGUUGCGUUCUGGCUGUAAAAACAGAGAUUUUUGCAUGUUUAGCAGUUCGACUUGCGGCUGGGAAAUUAUGGUUUUGCAUGUUUGGUUGGUGGGAUGGGGAUGGUGGACGGGGCAAGCCCCAGAUUCAAGGCUGUUCGGUUCCAAACGAGCGGGAUGGAAGUAUGGAACAAUCAACCAUCCCGGAAAGAUAUUCGGUGCAGAUGCAGAUGGAACCUGUCUCUUCAAAAUUCACCUCUCCUCGCCGUCUUCUCCGUCUCCAAGUUACAGAACUUGAGUGGAGGGCGAGAUUAGGCAGCCGCUGGCGAAAAGGCUGGCUCGGGUGGCAAGAUCAUCGAGCUCGACGCAGGGACGGCAGCAGGGCGGUUUUGGGUCAGAGCCCCACGGAUUUUGGUCCAACAGGUGUGGGUGCGAGAGUUGAGAGCGAAGAAAAUAUGGAACGAAGUAGUCCAAAUAGACCCUGA
Molecule: messenger RNA, 1707 nt
Organism: Miscanthus lutarioriparius
Lineage: Eukaryota; Viridiplantae; Streptophyta; Magnoliopsida; Poales; Poaceae
Source: the annotation of a GenBank genome assembly